UGGAGAACAGAGAAAUUCAAAAGAGCCUUCAUCUUCACCAUGCAUGCACCUGGCAGUGGUGGCAUGUGGGGACCGACUGGAAGAGACACUGAUCAUGCUGAAAUCAGCAGUUCUCUUCAGCAACAGGAGGCUCUGUUUCCACAUUUUUGCUGAGGAUUCCCUUAAGCCUGAAUUUGAGAAGAAGUUAAAGGAAUGGCCUUCCUCCUAUACAAAGAAGUUUGAGUACAAUAUUUACCCAAUAACCUUCUCAGUAGGAAAUGCUCAGGAAUGGAAAAAGUUAUUCAAACCAUGUGCUGCUCAGCGCCUCUUUCUUCCGGUCAUUUUAAAGGAUGUGGAUUCUCUCCUUUAUGUGGACACUGAUGUUCUCUUCCUGAGGCCCAUCGAUGACAUCUGGCACAUCCUGCAAGAGUUCAACUCCACACAGCUAGCUGCUAUGGCCCCAGAACAUGAAAUACCAAAGAUUGGCUGGUACAGUCGAUUUGCACGUCACCCUUAUUAUGGAACAACUGGAGUCAAUUCUGGAGUGAUGCUAAUGAAUUUAACACGGAUACGCAACACGCAGUUCAAGAACAGCUUGAUACCAAGUGGUUUGACUUGGGAGGAAAUGUUAUAUCCCUUAUACCAAAAAUAUAAAAAUUACAUUACGUGGGGAGACCAGGAUUUACUAAAUAUAAUUUUUUACUUUAACCCAGAGUGUCUCUACGUGUUUCCAUGUCAGUGGAACUACCGGCCAGAUCACUGUAUGUACGGCAGCAACUGUAAAGGUGCAGAAGAAGAAGGUGUCUCCAUCCUGCAUGGAAAUAGAGGUGUCUACCACGAUGACAAACAGCCUACAUUCAAGGCACUCUAUGAAGUGAUACGUGAUUUUCCAUUUGAAGACAAUCUCUUCCAAUCUUUGUACUACCCUCUGCAGUCUAAGUUUCUGGAUACAGUGCACACUUUAUGUGGGAGAAUUCCACAAGUAUUUUUGAAACAAAUUGAGAAAACUAUGAAGAAGGUGUAUGAAAAUCGUGUCAUUGUGUACUUGGGGGCCAAUCACAGAUACUAAAUGGAGCUUCAUUUUUACAGAGAGUUUUUCAUUCUUGUACCCAAUUCUUAUGAAGCCCAUGAAUGAUGAAAAUGAGCUCUUUCACUGAAACGCAGUAUUAAAAUAUUUUUCUUAUUCAAUUUCCCAAUACUCCCUGAAAUU
Messenger RNA from Chaetura pelagica (chimney swift), 1189 nucleotides. RefSeq names its product glucoside xylosyltransferase 2 (gene GXYLT2). Gene Ontology annotation, biological process: protein O-linked glycosylation via N-acetylgalactosamine. The coding region runs from base 44 to 1048 and encodes 334 amino acids. The transcript is spliced from 6 exons. The record is from RefSeq and is a predicted model, not a curated record. Lineage: Eukaryota; Metazoa; Chordata; Aves; Apodiformes; Apodidae. Gene Ontology annotation, molecular function: UDP-xylosyltransferase activity.